GCUCUAGCGUAGCCCCUUCCCUCUCGCUUCGCCAACCGCGAGGCUGCCCUAGUUGGAAACUGGGGAGUCAGGGGUCUCGUCACUUACGAAGCGGAUUGGCUCCUGGACUCUGGGGCCUCGAACUGUCGGGGAAACUGACCGGCAAGAGCCCCUGCAGCCGAGUGGCCGGGAGCCGGUCGGAUUGGCCGGAGCUGGCGUCUGGCCGAGCCGUCGGAGCUUGGCUGGUCCAAGCUUGCAGCUGGCCCGGGCUAUCCGAAUGGCAUGUCCCAAAGAUGGGAUGCCCCUUUCACCUGGGUCCCAGAAUAAUGGAACAAACUUGAAGAUGACUGUGAUUGACAAAUAAUAUGAAGAGAAAGAAUCCUUCCUAGUGACGUGGACCUGUGACUGGUGGGAUUUAGUAGAAGCAUAUGAUGUAGUACUAAGGAGAGCAAUGAAUCAAAACAGGGAGAAGUCUGGCCUCUUCCAGUCCAUUCCCAGACCUGCCUCAUCUUCUACCCUAGAAUGAUUGACUAUAGAAACAUCAAUUCCUUCAACCUCAUCCACCAGCUCCUAUGAAGUUAGGAAGACCAUGUGGCCAAUGAAGUGUGAGCAGAAGCCCCAGAUAUUCCUUCUGGUUGGAAGUAGUGAAAAAAGUACCUGAGAUCCUCUUGUCUCUGUUUCUCUGCUGCAGUGACCAACAAGCUUGUGCAGCCACAAGAUGGCAGAGCCUCCAUCAUCCUCAACCUGUCAUCUAGUAUCUGAAUCACAGCUGGGAUCCAGAUAGAAAGGAUAAGACUGAAAUCUCCAAGAGGUCAGGUACCAUACGAUAAGGACACUGAAGCAUCCCUUUCAGAGAGAUUCAUGUGGAAAGGAUCUAGGCUUUCUGUCAAAAGCCAUGUGAAUGAGCCAUGUCAGAAGCAGAUCCUCCAGCCCCAGUCAAGCCUUCAGAUGACUGCAGCCCUGGACAGCAUCUUGCCUAUAACUUCAUGAGAGACCUUAAGCUAUACUUCCUGGCAGAUCUAUGCUAUAAGAGAUCUUCUUACUGCAAGAGAGCACGGAGAUCACAGAUAUGAACCGCCUCUUUCUAGUCUUCAGCAUUCUGACAGUGACUGUGGUAACAACAAUAAUUGUAAUACCAACACCAACACAAGUAAAAUUAGCCCAGCAGUUCAACCAGAUGAGCAUAGAAACUGCACCAACCUUUCUGGUUUUCCUGAACUCAGAAUAUGAGCCUUGUUUGGGGACCCUGAUCCACAAACAGUGGGUUCUCACUGCAGCCCACUGCUUCUUACCAUUUCUUGAGAUAAACGUUGCGGCUUCAAAAGAGAAUUUUCAAAACAAGAUGGGGAACUUAAGACCCACAUUUAUUGUCCAACACCCAGACUUUACCCGGGAUUCUGCUGAGCAUGACCUCAUGCUCAUCAAGCUGAAUCAUCCCGUAGAGCUCAAGGAUCAGGUCAAGCUGUUGGUUCUACCCAACACCACGAAUGACAGAAGAGGGGAAAAGUGCACUGUCUCUGGCUGGGGCUGGGAAUGGAGAAAUUUCAACCCAGAACCUGAUAUCCAGAUAAACCAGACUGUCUUUUGGUUUUCUAAUGAUGACUGCCAAGAGUCCCUUGUAAGACAAAUUCCUAUUAAAAUCACAGAAAACAUGUUCUGUGCAGGAUCAUCUCUGGAGAAUACACAUUCAUGUAAGGAAUUAGAUGCUGUCCCAAUCCUGUGCCAAAAUCAGCUCCAUGGGAUCCUAUCUUGGUCAGCAGGGUGUAUUUUGAAAGGUGAUAUUGGCUACUACACCAAGGUUUCCCGCUAUACAGACUGGAUCCACAAAGUUAUCCACAGCAACUGAGCUCUCUCUGUUCCCUCUCCCAGUGGCCUCAGAACUGGGUCUACCAUCCUUGACCCUCUUUUCCCUUUAGCCUCAGAACAAGAUGGGAAUAGAGCCUUUAGCUAUAAGAAAUUUUCUGUUCCUUCUAUUAUUUUGAGUUCUCUUAUCCUUUUUCAGUCCUAGCCUGAUCACCAAAGGAUUUGAGCUGGAUAACGUUCUCCUAAAUAAGCUACCUUCUCACCACUCUUUUCCUCUCCUCCAACUUCCUACUCACCUG
This is a messenger RNA of Prionailurus viverrinus (fishing cat), 2081 nucleotides long. RefSeq names its product serine protease 58-like. The transcript is spliced from 12 exons. The coding region runs from base 1049 to 1825 and encodes 258 amino acids. Gene Ontology annotation, biological process: proteolysis. Gene Ontology annotation, molecular function: serine-type endopeptidase activity. NCBI's taxonomy places the organism in Eukaryota, Metazoa, Chordata, Mammalia, Carnivora, Felidae. The record is from RefSeq and is a predicted model, not a curated record.